This is a messenger RNA of Carassius auratus (goldfish), 3416 nucleotides long. It is a transcript of the gene fkbp15a, whose product is annotated as FKBP prolyl isomerase family member 15a. Lineage: Eukaryota; Metazoa; Chordata; Actinopteri; Cypriniformes; Cyprinidae. The record is from RefSeq and is a predicted model, not a curated record. The transcript has 22 exons. Gene Ontology annotation, cellular component: growth cone. Gene Ontology annotation, molecular function: peptidyl-prolyl cis-trans isomerase activity. The coding region runs from base 838 to 2934 and encodes 698 amino acids.
UCCUAAUCUUUGAAUUAGCACGUGUUAAAUAAUAUUUUAAUAAAUAAAAAUAAAUAAUUUUAUAGAAUUAUUGUUUUUCAAACGAUCUACUGAAGUGAGUGUUUAUCGUAUUAUAGUCUGAUUGUGUCUCAUUAAGCCUAAUCUUUGAUUUUGUACAAACUUUACUGAAUGUGAAAAUAGUGUUUUUAUUAGUUGUUAAAUUUGAAUAUAGCAAACACAGUAACUUGAGUUUAAGACAGACGUUUAAGGUGUCCUUUUCCUCAAAUUCUUUAACUAUAGCAUUUUCUCUUAAUUUUCUUAGAUUACUCCGUGUAAUUACUCCACAGAAUUUUUUAUUUAAAUUUUUUUUUCAUUUCCUGAUAACACUAUAAAAUGAAUUUAACCUCACAUUUAACCUCAAUCAGUUUCUUUCUUUCUUUCUGUCUUUCUUUAUGCUUUCUUUCUUUCUUUUUUCUUUCUUUUUUUCUGUUCCCUCCCUUUCUUCUUUUUUUCUUAAGGUCACUGGAAUUUGUUAUAUGUUCUGAUUUAAUUUCACAGACAUAGAGCAAAAAAGAAGAUGUUUUUUCUUUUUCUUUUUUGCCAUUUCAUUUUCUGCUUGUAACCAUGAUGAUGAGGUGAGGCUCCUCCUUCAAUAAUUUAAUUCACAUGUUAGUGAUUACAGUGCAUUUUAUUUGGGCUGCUUCAAAUCUGAACCCACUGUUGCUGAUCCCAACUUAAAUACCGGAACAGGAAGAAAAAAGGAGAAGAUUUAUAUAUAUAUAUAUAUAUAUAUAUAUAUACUUUUUGAGGCUUCUUAGCCUGUUCAGAAAGCUGUGCAGUGACAGAAAGCUGGCGGCCAUGUCAGCUGUAUGGGACACUGACUAUCUGUGGAGAGAGGUCCAAGGGGCAAAGUUGGCCUCUCUCUUUGGUCUGGACCGAGCACAGAGUCAGGGAAACGAGUCCUUCCAAUUCACCGCCCCUAAACAGCCAAAAAAGUCCUGCGCCAUCUUAGGCCCGCCUCCUCAGAAGUCCAUCCCUCCUCCAUGUGCUCCAGCUGUGCUGUUUGCUACAGCUGUUCAUGCAUUCAGCUUUGUGAAUGGACAAUAUGUGAAGCAAGGCAAGAUAGGAGCUGCUGUUUUAGGAAACCAUGUCACCAAAGAGUACAAGAUUCUGUUGUACAACAGUAAACAAAAACAGAUGAGUACGGCUCGAAUCCAUCGCGGAUUUGCCCUCACAGUUCAGCCCUGUAACUAUGUCACUUUCUAUGACGACCAGCAACAAAACUGGUCUUUGAUGUUUGACUCAGCAAAGUCCAGGCCUGAGUUCUGUAAGGAGGUGUGCGUGGCCAGGUGGAACAGUGAGGCUUCAUCAGACUCUCUGGUCACUCAGGACCUGGUCCAAGGAGAAGGUCAAGCUGUUGAUGUCGGGGACACAGUGGAGGUGGCCUAUUCUGGAAGGCUUUUACAGAACCAUUCUUUAGGACAGGUAUUUGAUUCCAAUCUGGGCAAAGAAAAGCUGCAGCGAGUAAAGCUCGGAGCAGGCAAAGCUCAGAGGGGAUGGGAGGAAGGGAUGCUUGGCAUGCAGAAAGGAGGUCGACGGCUCCUUAUCGUCCCUCCUAGUAUGGGUCAUGGUUCGAAGGGCGUCCUUCAGCAUGUGCCAGCAAACAGCACUCUGGUGUUUGAUGUUGAGAUUCACAGAGUUAAAUUUUCCAAAGACCGACAAAGUCAGGGAUCAGUUGACACCUUCAGUGCAUCUCCAAGUACACUAGAAGAGAACACCAGCCAAUCGGUCACUGACACAGAUGAGUCAAAAGUCCAAGCACCUAAGGGGAAAGUGGAAUCUGUAUCCCCGACAAGUUCAGGUGCUUCCAAAUCCAAGCUAAUCUCCCGUAUAGCCAAGAUGGGUCAACCCAUGCUUCCCUUUCUCACUGGGGCCAUUCCAGCUCAGCCUGACCCCAGUGACUCAGAAACAGAGGAUACAAGUGAAUUGACUUGUGAUCCCUCUCCUUCACAUUCGCACUCACCAAAACCUGCACAAAUGCCCUGUAGAUCUCCAUCUUUGUCAUAUUGGCCUUAUGAUGCUCAGAAACAGGAAGCAGUGGUGCCAGAAGCAGAUUUAAACGCUACACAAGGCUUUCAGCCAAAUUCUUUCAGACAAAAUCCUUAUUUUCCAUCACAGUUAGAUUCAUUUGCCUCAGUCUUCCCAUCCCAGCACAUUCCAUACCAGACACCUGAUAUUACAUCAUUCUUGAUGUCUGAUGCUCGCCAACACAACACAGAAAUUCUACUGGCUAUUGAAAAGCUGGCACACAGGGUAGACCAGCUUAGCUGCAAGGUGUAUGAGCUGCGAAAAGAGGCUCACUUCUCUUUCAGACACUCAUCUGUGUCCUCAGAGACAAACAUGAUCCUACACAACAUUCAGAGAAUUAUUCAGGAGAGUAUGUGUCUGAAAAAGGAGGUUCUGGAGAAGAGUAGGAACAGUGUAGUGGAGGAACAGAACCACAAAACAGAGAAAAGUGUGAGGUAUAUGGAGCAGAAACACAGCCAGACUUGCCUUCUUCACGCUGAGCAGGAAAAGGUUCCUAUAUCAGGAGAAUGUGAUUCCUCCACCGCACAAGCACAUCGGCUGGAGCAGGAGGUGCUCAGUCUCCAGCAGAGGGCAGAGAAGCAGAAGUGCACACAGAUGAGGGACAUCAGACAAAACAUGGAGAAGGAGAUGCAAGAUCUGAGGGCUGAAAAGGCGAAUCUGGAUCAGGUGAAGCGAUUGCUGAAUGAAGUGUUUCAGUCUCUCAGGACUGAGUUUGAUUGCCACGAGUCUUACAGUGGACACACCGUGCUCGAGAUUCUCCAAAACACCAUCAAGAGUAUCACCGUGGAACUUCUCUCAGAACCGCAGGAGCUUAAAUCAGGCAUAGAUGAAGAUAAAGCAGAGGAAGAGUACUUGUCAACUGAAUAGUGUUUGCAAAUCAAAAAAUAUGGAGAAGGAAAGCAGUGAAAUAGUGGGAAAAGGUCAACAUUAAAAUGAAGCAUUUAUGCUAACAGAACAUCUGUAGAUCAGAACACCUCCAUAUUGCAGUCUGUUUGGCCAUAAUUUCACGUACUGAGAAAGGGCAAAUGGUACUGUCCGAUCACAGUUAAGAAGGCUAAUUAAUGUCCAAUCCGUGGACAGCUGAUACUUUCUCAGUGUUUCAAGGCAAGCAGUUCUUCAGUCAUUGAACUGGAAGAACCCUGAUCUAUAACAACAGUGUCCUGACUAUGAUACAAUUGGAUAUAACUACAAGGUUUUAAGUCAGGUUAACUAGAUACACGCAAAUGUAAUCUUGAGUUUGUUUCAUCAUGAGAACAUUAUUUAAUAUAGUAUUUAGGUUUUAUUUAUAAGAUUGCAAAAUACUUAUCUGAUCAACUUGACAUUUCAGGAAUUCUGGACUAAUAUUGAUU